Messenger RNA from Andrographis paniculata, 721 nucleotides. RefSeq lists its product as uncharacterized. NCBI's taxonomy places the organism in Eukaryota, Viridiplantae, Streptophyta, Magnoliopsida, Lamiales, Acanthaceae. The transcript is spliced from 5 exons. Bases 193 to 591 code for a protein of 132 amino acids. The record is from RefSeq and is a predicted model, not a curated record.
UCGGAGGAUCACGGCGGCUCGUGGCGGCGGCGGCGGCGGCUAAUUAGGGUUUGGAAAGGCUACCAUUGCUUGAGAUUGAGGUCAUCGUCGUCAUCAGGCUGUCUAUCUAUGGCGGAAGAUUUCGGCAACUAAACCCUAGGGACUGUCAAUUGCGACUACGGAGCAAAAUUGAGCGGCGAAUUGAGGAUUCCGAUGGGGAGAACGACGAGGCGGAAGGUACUGAUAGCGCUAGGGAUCGUUAUGCUCAUGGGAAUCGCUCUUCACUUCCGGAUAUGGACGAUUGAUUAUCGCCUCUCUGCUAACGACGCCGAGCUACUGCGGAGAGAAUUCGAUCUGGCUAACAGAGAAGCCAUGGACGAAUCUGCGGAGUGGAGAAGGAGAUACGAUUCGGAGGCGGAUAAGUCAGCGGAGUGCUUGAGGAAACUUGAGGAAAUUGAGAAGUUUCCUCGCGGGGCAGCGUUGGUUUCUACGGAUCUGAACAAGAAGAUCAAGAUGCUGCAGAAGGAGAACAUGGAUUUGCUCGAAAGGGUCGAGUCUCUGAAGCAAGAACUCGAAUCGGAGAAACUGAAAUGCAGCAAGGUGAAUAUGUAGAUGGUUGUUAAAGAUCAUAUACUCUUGCAAGGUUUCUCUUUGGUUUCUUUGUUGCUAAAUCACAAAUGUGGAUCAAAACAUUUACUUGUACAUUCAUACCCUUUUCUUACAAGAAUGUGUCUUAGGUAAA